UCUCUCCGAGAAAAUUUAGCAGACGACGAGAAGAAGAAAAUUAGAAAAAUGGAAUGCAGAAAACACAACCACCAUGGCAACAAAGGAGUUUGCCCUUCUUGUUUACGAGAUAAACUCUCUCGACUACCUAAUACGACGUCGUACUACGUCAUCCACCGAUCCGAUGAUCGAUCUGCUUCUUCCACAACCGUUUCGUCUUCUCCGUCGUCUCCGGCGGUGAAGGAUCAUCGGAGAGCUGGUUCGAUGUCGAUGUCUUUCGCUGUGAGGGAAGCGUUGAGUGGUAAUCUGAUUGAAGCUUUAGGUGGAGGGUUGAAGAAAAGCAGAUCUAUGGCGCAUGUUCCCAGGGAUUACAAUAUUGUUAGGGAUUCGAAGAAGAAGACCAAGGAGAAGUUGAAAUCUACUACGGUGAAGAAGACUGGGUUUUGGACUAAGUUGCUUCACCUGAAAGGCAAAGGCGGUGCUGCUGCCGACGUCGGUGGAUUGGUUACUAAUUCACGGCAACGAGUUUAUUAAAUUGACCCAAUUUUAGUUUUUUUUUUCCUUCUGAAAUUUUAUUUUUGAUGUGUACAGUUACAGAUAAAGAUAUUAAAAAUGGUGGAAAAUGAUGAAAGUGAUUUUCUGAUAAUAUGUAUGAAUUUUUUUUUUUAUA
This is a messenger RNA of Capsella rubella, 649 nucleotides long. RefSeq lists its product as uncharacterized. Bases 49 to 513 code for a protein of 154 amino acids. The record is from RefSeq and is a predicted model, not a curated record. The transcript has a single exon. NCBI's taxonomy places the organism in Eukaryota, Viridiplantae, Streptophyta, Magnoliopsida, Brassicales, Brassicaceae.